AUGGAAAUGGAGAAGACGGGUAUGCCAUCGCCUGAACUUCUAGAACUAUUUUCUGCAAUAAAAUUCACUGAAUCUAAACAAAACAAGACACAACACAACUCUCAUCCUCAACCUUGGUGUGGUAAACAUGUAAAUGAUCAAGAAAACUCGAAGAACAUCUACAACUAUGCUCUGAAACCUGGAAAUGAAAAGACUCCAAUGUGUAAAAUUGCUGAAUUAACUAGAUACCAUAAGGUAGGACAUUGUCAUCCUGUUAUUUACAUUUUAGUUAAAACACGAGUACGUUUUGAUGGAUGAAAGUGGACCAGCUCACAAGAAGAAGUUCACAGUAAAGUUAGUGCUAAAAGAAGGCGAGGAGUAUGAGGGAAGUGGUGCUUCCAUCAAGAAGGCUCAACAAAGUGCUGCAGAAAAAGCUUUGGAGAAUACAACUCUAAAACGGCCAUCAAGGAAGGCCAACAAAAGCAAAAAUGGUACUGUUAGAGGCUUUUUAAACACUUUUUCUUGACAGGACUGUUUUGUUUGUGAGUCUAAAAUUUUAUGUAAUAAUUAAUAUUAUUAGAUGUUGAAUGAUUGUAAAAGAUGUAAGAAAACUAAUUUUAGAUAACAAUCCUGUGUGGUUGUUAUUCAAUGUCGCUAAUCGGCUUGGAAUCGAAGUUAAAUUGGAACAUGAACAUGUGAACCAAAGAAAGCCGAUACUGCAGUUUAGUUUGGUGAACUCUGGCUACAACAAUAAUAUUCUAAAUCCUGUUAAUGAUUUCUCAACCCAUGGAGGGUAUUAUCUAUACAAUAAUCAGUAUUUCGGUUACCCAUAUCCGCCAGUGUGUCCACCGUACUUUAAUAAUUAUUCAAACUAUCGAGACAAUGGAUUUGAUGCGGUAUGUUUGACUUUUAAUUUAAAUAUUAUUUCUUUGUUAUAGUUUAGUACGAACGUCUUUAUAUAAAACAUCUUUUAGAAUCAAAUAAAUAAACCUAAACUAACUGGAAGAGUAAAGAACGAUCAAUAUCAUCGAUGCACGUUUGUUCUUUCUGAUGGCACAUCUCACAAAGGUGCUGGUAAAACAUUAGGAUUUGCAAAGAAUGAAGCAGCUACGAAGGCCCUUUUCCAUCUACGACCAUUGUUAUCAGAACAAGAAGCAAAGCUGAAAAAGGAUUACUGUAACUUUGAAGACAAUGACGAUGCCGAAGUAUCGAGCUUGGAAAGCGAUGUGGAGGUUAUAGAUACGAACGAUGAUGACAAUGACACUCUAACCGCACCAACACGGAAGUCUAAGAAGAGUGUGGUGUCAGAGAUACACGAAGCUGCCUUCAGGUUGAAGAUGAAUGUGGAGUUGGAGAUUGUGAAUGAAACUGGGGAGCCUCACAACAGAAACUACACUCUAAGAUGUCGAUUAACAUCUCCAAAGACAGGACAAGUUAUCGAAGCUGAUGGAAAUGGGUCGAGCAAGAAGGUGGCAAAGCAAGAUGCUUGCAAGAACAUGUUGGAGAAGGUUGCUGAUUUAGGUAGACUUAAAGCUAUUUUUAAGCUUUGAUUUAUUUAUUGUUUUGGCUAAUAUACUUAUUCAAAUUAAUAUGUCAUUUUGUAGAAAAUGAUCCAGUGUACUUGGCUUCUCUGAUAGUGAAAUCAUCCAAUAAUCCGAAGAAAGCGACCAAAGAGGUGAAGAGGAAGACCAUAGUGAAGGACAUGAAGAUGGAUCCGCAAUACGGUCAUCACAUCAACCCCAUUAGCCGACUCAUUCAAGUGAUGCAGACCAGGAAAGAAGCAGAUCCAGUGUUCAAGUUGGUAGGAGAACAAGGUCAGAACAGAUACCGAGAGUUCAUGGUGGAAGUCAGGUGUAUGGAUAGGGUUGUCACUGGAGUGGGUCAGAACAAGAAAUUGGCCAAGAGAGCAGCAGCUGAAGCCAUGUUGAGCGAGAUCGGCUACGUGAAGUCGAUGCCUCAGCCAGGAAAGAGUUUACUCAAAAAGAAAAGUAAUGGUAAGUUGUCAUGGUGUAAUUCACAAAUUAAAAAUAAGUUUAUUCUACAAGUGCCAUUAAUACUUUACAGAUGACAUAAAGUGUGUCAUGAGUGACAUCGGUGUCUUUGAUGCUACACAAUUGGAGAGCAAGAACGCUGAAGAUGAUGCUCACGUUUCUCCUGUCAUGCAGACUUUUGCUGACGUUGAGGCUGUGGUGAACGAAGAGCAGAACGUUCCGGAAAACGACGAUUAUUGCGUGGUACGACCUCGAGCUGACAGUGAAAAGUGCGUUGAGAACUUUGUAGACUUGGUUGUUUUACUCUAGUCGAUUCAUUUUGACGAUAUAACAUAACAUUUUAGACAACCGAUUGACCUUCCACCAAUGCGAUCGGAAAGACGACGAGUCACCUUCAGCACAGAAGUGGCUCAGUGUCCUCCCCCAGAAGAUAGCAACUAUCCGAUGUCGAGUGUGACGUUACUCAAGUCGGAAGUCGUGGUAGCUCCAAAACUGAAGAAGCGAGGUCGGGACUCUAAAAAGGCAUUGAGUGCUACUGAAAAGAGCACGAUAGCGUCGCUGUGCCGAUACUUUUUGACCUAUUCUAUGGCAGAAUCCACUCGGUCUGGGAUUGUCAACCUUGAUGAUCCAACUUUCAAAGCGGUUGUUUCUAAAGACGUACCGUCUGCCACUUUCAAAUGUGACCUACUAACUUCAAGCUUUAACCAAGCAUCAGAAUAUACUCACAAGAUGUCACAGCAACUCCAUGAAGACAUCGAGCAUGGUGUUGUUGUGGUUAAAAGUGCCAAAUGGCUGUUGGAAACCUUGGCCAAAUUGUACAAGUUUACUGUAUCUUACUCAGACUUCCCCAAGGCUUCAGAUUCCGAGAACUUCUUCUCUAUCGUCACCAUAGGUUUAGAUAAGCCAAUACUGUUGCCUGGUACCGGUACAGAUGAAGAUGGAGCCCAUCUUGAUGCCGCCUACCAUGGCAUCGAAGCUCUUGUUAAGCUUGACAAAGCUAAUUGA
Molecule: messenger RNA, 2975 nt
Organism: Bursaphelenchus okinawaensis
Lineage: Eukaryota; Metazoa; Nematoda; Chromadorea; Rhabditida; Aphelenchoididae
Source: the annotation of a GenBank genome assembly